GGAGCUUAUCACCCCAUAGCAUUUUAUGUCCUAUUUUUGACUGCUUAUCUCUGACAGAACCAUGCCGGAUCACUGGGGGCAUAUUUAAGCAGGAGCGUACAAUUUGCUUUUGGUCUCCUCACCCGCCAUGAACUAGGCUCAGCUGAGGUCGCUUGUAACUGACAGCAUGGCACCUUCCGAUAUUUCUUCGGUCGUGGAUCAACCGGCUCCAACCGGACCCCCAAGCACUGAUUCCUUCCCAGCAAUUCGCAAGCACGCGACAACCGUCCGCAACAAGGUCACUACGAAGCAUGGUUGGCUCGGGGAUUAUGACUAUGUAUGGCUUUGCUCACCGACGUUGCCAUUCUCCAUCUCCGGGAAUAAAAUUGCGCGCAGACCACCUCCAUUCUAUAGAGUAGAUGCAGAGCUUCCUCUACUACUCGCCAUGGCAUGUGGGUUGCAGCACGCACUCGCAAUGCUUGCAGGUCUAAUUACACCACCAAUCAUGUUUGCGAGCUCACUAAUGCUCGAUGCGCAAACUUCCCGCUUAUAUGAUAUCUGCCUCUCUCAUUGGUUGUGCCUUGUGCAGAUGUCACGCGUUAAACUAUGGAAGGGAUACUAUCUUGGAACGGGCCUUUUAUCCGUUGUCGGGACGAGUUUUGCAACACUGAGUACCGCGAACGCCAUCUUCGAUACAAUGUAUAAUGACGGAACUUGUCCUUCUACUGUGGCUUCCGACGGUACUGUCACUCGAGGCGCAUGCCCAGACGCGUACGGUAUGGUCCUUGGGACAUCGUUGAUAUGCUCAUUCCUUGAGAUCGGCCUUUCGUUCAUCCCAUCACGUACUUUGCAACGUAUCUUCCCUCCGAUUGUCACCGGUACGGUGGUCGUUAUGAUUGGAGCAUCUCUAAUCGGUACUUCUGGUAUUCUCAAUUGGGGUGGAGGAUCAAACGGUUGUCAAACACGUCCCACGAGUGGACUAUAUCAACUUUGUCCAACCAUCAAUUCACCACACGCCCUCCCAUGGGGUUCACCUGAUUUUAUCGGUCUCGGGUUUCUCUCGUUCGUGAGCAUUAUCCUAACCGAACUCUUGGGGUCUCCGUUCUUGAAGAAUGCGAGCAUCAUUGUCGGUCUCGCUGUUGGUUGCAUCGUCGCUGGCGCGGCCGGCUAUAUUGAUGGUAGCUCCAUCAAGUCUGCACCAGCUAUUACCUUCUUGUGGGUUCAUACGUUCAAGAUUCGCGUGUACCCAGCUGCAAUUUUGCCAAUGCUGGCUGUUUACGUGUCUGUGGCCAUGGAGGCCAUCGGUGAUAUUACGGCCUCUGCAGAAGUGUCUCAUUUGAAGGUCGACGAUGAAGAGUUUGACUCGAGGGUCCAAGGUGGCGUUUUGAGCGACGGCCUGGGGGGUUUCUUUUCUGCGUUAUUCACGGUGACGCCUCUGUCAAUAUUUGCUCAGAACAACGGUGUAAUCGCCUUGACCCGUUGCGCGAGCCGCACUGCGGGACGGUGGUGUUGUGUCUUCCUCAUCCUCUUUGGAGUUUUUGGGAAAAUAUCGGGUCUUUUCCUUGCCAUCCCUAAUCCCGUCCUCGGGGGUGUCACGACUUUCUUAUUUGCAAGUGUAGUCGUAUCCGGCUUCCGUGUCCUUUCUUAUGUCCAUUACACCCGCCGUGAUCGGUUCAUUCUUGCAGCAGCCAUGUCAUUUGGCUUUGGCAAUUUGCUCGUCCCGAAUAUAUUUACCUACCUUUUUCAGGGUGUCAGAAAUCCAAAUUCAGGGCUUCAGGGCCUGUUCGAUUCUAUCACCAUCAUCUUGAGCACGCCAUUUUUGUUAGCAGGACUGGUUGCUGUGAUUCUUAACCUUAUCUUGCUACAGGAGGCGACGGAGGUUGAAGAAAACGAGGUACGGGACAGUGUAGAACAUGUCGUUGGGGAUGUAGAAGCCGCCCAUGAUAAAGCUAAGGCAUGACUGGUGCAAGUCACGCAAAAAUCAACGACUUCGCGGCAGAAAAUGACUGACUGUAGUGAAGGACUAGUGCCGAAUAUGAUCUAUCAAUACUCUUUAUGUGAAGCGUGACGGGUG
Messenger RNA from Pisolithus orientalis, 2053 nucleotides. Its product is annotated as xanthine/uracil permease. Gene Ontology annotation, molecular function: xanthine transmembrane transporter activity. The record is from RefSeq and is a predicted model, not a curated record. The transcript is spliced from 12 exons. Gene Ontology annotation, cellular component: membrane; fungal-type vacuole. Gene Ontology annotation, biological process: transmembrane transport; xanthine transport. Bases 167 to 1939 code for a protein of 590 amino acids. NCBI's taxonomy places the organism in Eukaryota, Fungi, Basidiomycota, Agaricomycetes, Boletales, Pisolithaceae.